AAAAAAUAGACAUGUACGUUCGGUUAUUUGUAAUAUAGCAGUGCGUGUUUGUUUGAUUGACAUUUGUUGACAGGCUGCGCACACAGUUGGGAGCACACACACAUACACACACACAGUGACAGACGCGCGCACACCGGGGAGGAGAGAAAGGCGAGAAGAGGAGAGAGGAGGGGGGCGGUUGGGGUGUGGGUGAGCGAUCGAGAAUACAGAGCGCCAGAACACCGCGGCUCUUCCUCCCCAGCAGGCUCCGGUCCAGCCUGUGUGGUCCUUCGGGCUCGGGUGUGCUCUCUUCCGCUGUUGCUAAGGAGAUGGACGUCUCGAACGGAGCUGCGGUCCGGGCUGAAUUGUCCACAUCGUCCCCUCCUCAACAACCGGCUGUCGUUCAGCGUGCAACGCGUGUAUGUGUGUUUCCCGGAACCAUCGUGAACAACGUGACGCCUCAGUGGCAGCUCUGCAGCAGCAGCAGCCAGGACCAGUGGAGCUGCAGCCGAGGAGCUGAAGAGGCGAGGGUUUGACCGGCGGCCGCUCGGCGUCCAAGACAGACAGCGGAGAGACACGGGGGGGAUUUCGGCGAAUGCUACCUGGCCAAGACGUCGACUUAAGCUUGACAAGGGAGCAUGGCGUCCACGGGCAUGCAGAUAUUUGGAUUUGUGCUGGCGCUGUUGGGCAUCAUGGGUGCAAUGGUGGCCACUCUGCUGCCCAACUGGAAGGUGAGCGCCGACGUGGGCUCCAACAUCAUCACGGCCAUCUCCCAGAUGCAGGGACUGUGGAUGGACUGCACGUGGUACAGCACUGGAAUGUUCAGCUGCACACUGAAGUACUCCGUGCUUUCGCUUCCUGCGUACUUGCAGACUGCGCGCACCACCAUGGUGCUGUGCUGCGUGCUGGCGGCCAUGGGCCUGUGCCUGGCGUCCCUGGGGCUCAAGUGUACGCGGUGGGGAGGGGGGCGGCGCUCCAAGCGGCACGCCGCCAUCGCCAGCGGGGGCUGCUUUGUUACCGCCGGCUUUCUGUGUCUGGUGCCCGCUUCCUGGUUUACCAACGAGGUCAUCACCAACUUCCUGGACUCCACCGUGCCCGAGAGCAAUAAGUUUGAGCCCGGGGGUGCCGUGUACGUGGCCUUCGUUUCAGCCGGGUUCCUCCUCAUGGGGGGCUCCAUCUUCUGCAUGUCCUGCUCGGGGAAGAGGCACGGCCCCCAGGAUCUGGUCCUGCUUCCCCCGCCUGACAAAUUGCUACUGCAGCAACAGCAGCAACAGCUGCUCCAACAACAGGAGCUCCAGCAUCAGUAUUGCUCUCUCUCCCCGCUGGAUAAUAAGACGGGCUACAGCCUGCAAGACUACGUCUAGGUCAGCAGUGUUGCGUAUGCACCAGCUUACAGGAGAGGCGGAGGAGUGGACCAUCGCAGAUUAUGCUUUAAGAGUCGGAUGUGCUGCUCUUGUGUCUUGCUCCUGUCUUUCUUCUUGUUUCGCAAGCACAACCAGCGGGGGUAAUCUCUGAGCAGCACCUUGGAACAAACAGACUGACGGCGUCACGAGCACCGAUGAGGUGCUGCACAAUCCCAGGGAGCCGCAAACCAAAUGCAAGACAUCCUGCAUCGGUAAAUCACUGGGAGGGCUCCCAGGGGAGUGGAUUAAGCAAAUAGGAAGUUUUUCUCCCCCCCCCCUCACCCCCUGCCAAAGGUUUGAAUCAAAAGAAAAAAAAUAAGCAAUCACUUAGCUGCUAUUCACAAUCUUUUGGAGCUCUCUCGAUUGACAACAAAUGCAGUAGGUGGACGUCCUUUCAUAUACGGCCAUAUUCUUGUUUGCUGUUCCAGUGACUUUGAUGUCUUGCCGCUAAGCAUGUCGUGUGGAGCCUGUCUUGUGUUUCAAUACAGCGGGAUGAUCGGUAGAAGUCCGAGACAUAGCCACACAAUAUGCCUGUGCCUGAAAAAGCUGUUAGCGUGUGGAAAGUGCUCAAAGCGGAGAAGAAGGAGGAGGAGACGUGGGCUGCUGGGCAGGAUUUGAGCAAAUGCAGACAAACAGAUGCCUGCUCUCCUCCUCUCGGCAGGUGGAAAAGCGGUAGAGAUGGAGAGAAACGAACGGCAGCUGAGAUUGAAUCCUUGAGGGGACCAUGUGGGAGUGGGCUAGCUGUUAUCAUAGUGCCAUCCUGAAAACACUCUGUCGCUAAGGUGCCAAUUCUGGCCAAAGUAACCAUUACUGACACACACACGCACACACGGAUACCAGCGCCCCAUGAGACAUGAACUUCCCCCACUCCUCCAUAUACUAGUCUCUGUCCUUACAGAAACAUUAACACACAUGCUCAUGCUGUUUUUUUUUUUUUUUGCAUGUUUUCGCCCCUGUCGUCCUCCUCCAUGCUACCAUGGAAACCAAAUUAUUGUCUAAGAGCUGGUGCUUGUCAGCCAAGUGAUUUGUUUGUGGUAGGACAGCAUUUUUUUUAUAUUUAGCUUUGUCCCCAUUGUUCCAUAAGCUUCAAUCAGAGCCUCUGUGUACACGACUUAGUCUAAUCCCCUUUAUUAGCCAGCGAGAAGAGGCAGCAUCCAUGUUAAAUUGUUUAGAGCUUUUUUUUUCCUUGCCUGGAUGCAUUCAGAGGCUAGAGUGGUAUAGAGGCAAACGUGCGGCAGCCCAAAAAAAUAUUUGAAUCAUUCUCCAUACGCGACCUGUUUCCCAAACGUGUCAGCAAGGAGGCUUCACCUGCAGAAGGUCUCAAGAGUCUUAAAUGGGAGCCGGUUGACGGCUAUCACCAUCGCCGCCGUCCCCACCACACACAAACACACAUUCUCUGUCCUGCUUCCGUCACACGUCACAUGGAUGCCAUGGCAGAGGGGAAAACUCUGAUACAUGUUGAAAGCAUGACCUAACACACACACACACACACACACACACACACACACACGUUCGCUGACCUAUUCAAAUGUAAGGGCACUGUUGCGCUUUCACACGUUGCUAUACCAGUGUGCGUGUACGCUUUUCUGUUAUAAUGUGGACACGUUUUGGCAGUGAUGCAUUGGACCGCACAGUUUCUUCCUUCUCUCUCUCAAAAAAAAAAAAAAAACGCUGAGCUUUCUGUGGAGCGAGCAGAUGGCUAAGCCCAGCUCGCCACCUGCAGGCCGCUGCCGUCACACCACAAGGCAUCACUAUGGGAAUCAUCUGCAGCGCUGGCAUCCCUCCGGGACCAGGUUUCUCCACCAUCUUGUCCAAGCUUCUCCAACAGAGCUGGUCUGCUGACAAUAAAUCAGUGCCCUGGCACCAGAACCAAUGCAAUAAACAAAAAAAAUGCUAAGAAUGUGCCAUGUCAUCAACUAAUACUGACGCUUCAAGAAUGUGCCAAAUACUGUAGUCUCAUGAUGACAUUUUAUUACGACCCGGAAUCCUUUAUCUUUAUUUUUCUAACGUGUUUUAUGUACUUGUAUUGUACAUUAGCGAAUGUUUUAUGGAUUUAUUCUGCCAGACUAAGUCUCAAGUCAAACAGAUGCUUGUGUGCAGUCCAGGGCGGCUUUCGAGGGUUAUUUCAAAUCCUCUUUAUUCGUGAUUUCCCAAAGCACAGUGAGAGUCACUAAAGCAUGAGCGUGGGGAGGACACGGGUGUGGUAUUUUCUUAACAAAUGUAUUCAUUCAGGAGUAUUCAAGGGUCUGUGGCAGCUGUACACAAGUAUCUACGUGUUUGUUUAUGCUGAGGGACUUGGAAUUCCCUCAACUUGUUCCAAUAGAAGAUACAAUACCAUGAUCAUACCAUAUCUUCUUUAUAAGAAGAGAACUCCAAUGCACCUUUUUCUGUCUUUCUAUUUUGGGAGUAGUUUGUUUCAAAUGGUUGAGCAUUUCAAGCUCCCUGCACCAGUACAAACACAACACAAGUGGCACUCCAAAAGGAAAAAAAAAGGGAAUGACAUCUGACCACUCCAGCAGGGAGUUAUGAGCUAGAGGUUCCUCUUUUGUGUGUGUGUCUUUGUAGCUUGAUAUCAGCACGCAAUUUCAUUAGCUUAGAAAUGGCCAGAGUGCAAAUUGGUCCUAAGAAUUUCAAGUUACAAAUGUGCAUAGAAACUGUACCAAUACUGUACCAAUUUAUCAUUUUUGAUAAACUGCAGCUUAUUUUUGUGGAUGCUUUAGCACUUCUUACUUUGCCAGAGCAUAAUUGUAAUGAUGAGCAGCUCACAAGUUCUGAAACAGUUGUCUCAAUGUGCUUGUGCAAGUAGUUCUAUUUUUUACUAAUAAAACUAUUUUAUGAAAGCAA
This is a messenger RNA of Hippocampus zosterae (dwarf seahorse), 4226 nucleotides long. RefSeq names its product claudin-20. The record is from RefSeq and is a predicted model, not a curated record. Lineage: Eukaryota; Metazoa; Chordata; Actinopteri; Syngnathiformes; Syngnathidae. The transcript is spliced from 2 exons. Gene Ontology annotation, cellular component: bicellular tight junction; plasma membrane. Bases 618 to 1343 code for a protein of 241 amino acids. Gene Ontology annotation, molecular function: structural molecule activity. Gene Ontology annotation, biological process: bicellular tight junction assembly; cell adhesion.